Molecule: messenger RNA, 1053 nt
Organism: Limanda limanda (common dab)
Lineage: Eukaryota; Metazoa; Chordata; Actinopteri; Pleuronectiformes; Pleuronectidae
Gene: abhd6b
Product: abhydrolase domain containing 6, acylglycerol lipase b
Exons: 8
Coding region: 7-1053 (348 amino acids)
Source: RefSeq, a predicted model, not a curated record
GUGUUCAUGCUCUUUCUAUGUGAGGCAGCCAUGGCAGCUGAUCUAGAUGUGCCGAACUUGUUCGUCAUUGCUGGGGCAACACUGGCGAUUCCCAUUCUGGCCUUCAUCGCCUCCUUCCUUCUCUGGCCCUCGGCUCUCAUCAAAGUUUAUUACUGGUACUGGAGGAGGACGCUGGGCCUGCAGGUUCGCUACGCAGACUGCGGCGGGUAUCGCUUCUGUUUCUCAUACAGAGGGAAGCCUGGGAUGAGACCUUCCAUUUUGAUGCUGCAUGGUUUCUCUGCUCACAAAGACACGUGGCUCACUCUGGUCAAGUAUCUACCAAAACAUCUGCACCUUGUGUGUGUGGACAUGCCUGGCCAUGAGGGAACAUCACGCACCAACACAGAGGAUUAUUCAAUCCAGGGCCAGGUCAGAAGGAUCCAUCAGUUCGUGGAAACUGUUCGCUUGAGCAAGAAACCUUUCCAUCUGGUGGGAACGUCCAUGGGGGGAAACGUAGCAGGGGUUUACGCAGCUUGCUACCCCUCAGAAAUCUGCAGCAUGACUCUCAUUUGCCCAGACGGCAUCAGACAUCCGUGUGAGACCAAGUUUGACAAUCACCUGCAGGACCUGGAGCACAGCAAUUACACAUUAAAUAUCCCGCUGAUCCCCACUACACCCGAAGAGAUGGAGGACAUGUUCAGACUCUGCUCCCAUGUUCGCUUUAAAAUCCCUCAGCAGAUUCUUCAAGGGUUGGUGGAUGUUCGGCAGCCUCACAACACAUUUUACCAGGAUGUAUUUAUGGAGAUUGUUGGUGAGGAGUCCAGAUACGCCCUACACGAUCACUUACAUCUGAUUGCUGCACCUUUACAAGUGAUAUGGGGCAAAAAAGACCAGGUGGUGGAUGUCUCUGGGGCUGCGGUCAUCGCCGGCGUGCUGCCCGGGUGCAGGGUGGACCUGCUGGAGAACUGCGGCCACUCGGUGGUGAUGGAGAGGCCGAGUCGGACCGCCAAGCUCCUCCUGGACUUCAUCAUCCAGCAGCAGGGGGCCAGGGGGGGCACGAAGAAAUCCACCUGA